Messenger RNA from Pieris brassicae (large cabbage white), 5393 nucleotides. RefSeq names its product tyrosine-protein phosphatase non-receptor type 9-like (gene Ptpmeg2). Gene Ontology annotation, biological process: protein dephosphorylation. Lineage: Eukaryota; Metazoa; Arthropoda; Insecta; Lepidoptera; Pieridae. Gene Ontology annotation, molecular function: protein tyrosine phosphatase activity. The transcript is spliced from 16 exons. Bases 184 to 2217 code for a protein of 677 amino acids. The record is from RefSeq and is a predicted model, not a curated record.
GCGUUUACUUGUGUACACUCGUGCGUGCGUGCGUCCGUCCAUAUGUCUAUUGUUUUCUAAACAAUGCGGUGCCUUUGCUAAGUUUCAAGUUACAUGAUACCGAUUUUACUGUUAACUCUAGUGCAGUAAUUAAUAAAAUAAUGUGCCAAUUUAUUAAGGUUUCGUCGCUUUGAAGAUUUGAGGAUGGCGUCUGCCUUAAUGAGGAAUCUUAUAAAGCUCUUGCGGGCGACGAAAGCAUUUCUAGACGCACUUAGCGAAGCCGGUGCGACGUGUGUAACACGAGCGACAGCUGUCAAGUUUCUCCUCGCGCGUAAAUUUGACAUUGCGCGUGCUCAUACGCUCUGGCGGCAACAUGAAGCAACGCGACGGAGGGAAGGCCUCAUCAAGUUUGAGCCAUUUGAAGAUCCACUGAAAAGUGAGCUUGAAACUGGGAAAUUUACUAUACUGCCCACGCGUGAUGCUACGGGGGCGGCAAUAGCAGUUUUCACAGCUAACAAACACUUUCCCAGUCUAACGUCACAUCAGACAACGCUACAGGGCGUGGUGUAUCAAUUGGAUGUGGCGUUGCAGUCCCUAGAAACACAGCGCGCUGGUUUAGUCUUCAUUUAUGAUAUGACGGACUCAAAGUACACAAACUUUGAUUAUGAACUUUCACAGAAGAUACUCACGAUGCUUAAGGGCGGAUAUCCGGCUAAGUUAAAGAAAGUGUUGAUCGUAACAGCUCCACUGUGGUUCAAAGCGCCGUUUCGCAUACUACGGCUAUUCGUACGUGAGAAGCUACGUGAGCGCGUGCAUACAGUGAGUGCGCCUCAGUUGGGUGCCCACGUGCCAAGGGCCAGCUUGCCCAAACAGCUUGGUGGACAGCUCGAGCCCGAUCACGCAGCUUGGUUAGAGCAUUGCAGAAAUUGUUAUACGAAUAAUCUUCAAAACUCAAAAUUGGACGGCGUUAUCGACGAGUAUGUGAUCAGUAAUCACAUUCCGCCUGUCAAACCGCAAAAUGGUAUGAUAGAGGAGGCGGGUCGGGACAUGACGAGUGAUCGUGUGUCGCGGCACACAGAAGCCGACAUAAUGCAUAUCAGCGGCGACCUUCCCUACACGUGCGAUCCUACGCCAUUAAGACACACACACGGCUACAAUGACGACAAAGUAAAUCAUAUUAACUCCGGAGAUGAAGAUGAUUUAGAUUUAAUAACCCGUGGGACAUGGUCAUCCGGCGAAGCGUCCCCCGGUCUAUCGGACGAGGAGUGCGGUGGCGGUGGGGCGGGGGAAACACCCGUAGCGUUGCUCGCACGCGUACGCCAGCUCGGAAGACGCGGUCUAGUUUCCGAGUAUGAAGAAAUACGGGCCAGGCCGCCGCAUGGGACCUUUCAUCACGCAAAAUUGCCAAGUAAUCUAGUCAAGAACCGCUACACAGAUGUAUUGUGUUAUGAUCAUUCGCGGGUGGUUUUAUCUCAGACAGAUACAGACGACGCUACUACAGAUUACAUCAACGCUAACUACGUGGAUGGAUACAAACAGAAAAAUGCCUUUAUUUGUACGCAAGGUCCCCUUCCAAAAACAUUCGGUGACUUCUGGCGUAUGGUCUGGGAACAGGGCAGUCUUGUGAUCGUAAUGACCACUCGUGCUGUGGAACGUGGGCGAGUAAAAUGCGGUCAGUACUGGCCGGCUACGUUUGGCACUCGCGCAGUACACGGGGGUUUUGCGGUUACAACCGAGUAUAUAGAACAGGAGGACGAUUAUACUAUAUCGCAUUUGUUACUUACUGAUUUACGGACGGAAGAAUCGAGGAGUAUAUGGCACGGUCAAUACACGCGAUGGCCUGAUUACGGUGUACCAGGCGGCGGUCGAGCUCAACCAGUAUUAAGGUUUUUAAACCUCGUACGAAGAGCACAGCACCGCGCUAUAGCCGAGUUAGGAGAUGCCUGGGCGGGACAUAGUAGGGGGCCUCCCAUAGUUGUGCAUUGUUCAGCGGGUAUUGGACGAACAGGUACAUUCCUAACUCUGGAUGUAUGUACGUCCCGACUGUCUGCGGAGGGUGUAGCGGACGUACGUGGUACGGUGGAGCGUAUUCGUGCGCAACGAGCGCAUUCUAUUCAAAUGCCCGACCAAUACGUCUUCUGCCAUCUAGCGCUAAUUGAGUACGCUGUAAUGCAAGGAUACCUAGAGUCAGCGGACUUGUCUGGAUUUGACGACGACAAUGAUGAUCAGUCGGAAUGAAGACUGUCGCGUACCUGCGUCCUACUGUGACUAAGAGGUGGGGUGACCAUGUUUUAGGGAAUUCUCUAAAAACAAGCGAAUGAAGUAAUAAAAUAAAGAUGAAUUUUGAUAAUCCAAGUAUUGUUGUAUAACGUGACUGAAUAUUUGUGGUCAAAUAAUAAUCGUAUACAUAAUUAUUAAGUAUGUGACCGCAAAUAAAAAGAUAUAUUAUUGGUUAUAUACAGUGGAAGUAAUCUCUAUGUAUUUGAAAGUCAAAUAAAUCAUAUUGUAUUUUAAUACCCGCCAACUACCCAAAUUUCGUAAAUUAAAAUUGAAUCUGAAAAAUCAUAUAUGACUAAGAUUUUCUGUUUGACAUUCUAGUGUCAUUGUGUGUCAAUAUUAUAUGUCCUAAAAAGAGGGUAAUUAGAAAAUUGUAAGCGUGAAUACUUAUGACUGACAGAAUGAAUUUAUAGUUUUGAAUCUGGCAAAUCUUGCCACUAACGGUAUACAUAAAAAAUUAAAUGUCAAAUGACGAUUCUUUAUCUUGAGUAUUGUUCGAUACUUUUAUGAAAUCCUCCCAAUAGUCUUUUGUCUAUGUCUACGUGAUUAAAGUUUGUAUAUUGUUCGUUUAAUUUGCAGUUGCAGUACAUACGUAUAAAUGCGGGACUGUUGUUGUGCCAUUCGUAAAUUCUAUUUAAACUCUAUACUUAACUGUCUCUUGAGAUAAGAAUUGUAAUACAUCCGUAUAAUAUACAAAGACUACAUAAUUUUUUAAUUUUUCUAAAGAUGAUAAUAACGCGAUGACAUCAACGAACGAGACGUAGCGUAAGUCUGUCUCACGUACGUCACAAAUCUAUUGGAUUUUGACGUUUGUGUUCUAAGUCUCGUGACUGUAUUUCACCCUAAUAUCUCAAAAGACCCAGCCGGGUACUCUUAGAGAUGAUAUACAAUAUGAAAUUUAUAGUUUUUUUUUAAUUCACUCAUGCAUACUUCUUAUAAAAUGUAAAAUUUGAUGCUUUUAUGUGUUUCUUCAUUAGGCUUAUCCUCCUAAAUUAUUUGUUUAAAUGGGGUUAGUUGUCGUAAUGACAACAAUAUUUACUAUCAACAAUAAGGCCUAUAUAGAACGUCAACAUAUUUGACACAUGCGACAGACAUUAUUUUGACUUUAAUCUCGUAAUUAUUGAUUGUUUCGGGUGGUUAUAAGUUUAUAUUAAGCGUUUCGCAUUCAAACCUCUGUAUUUUAGAGUCAACCAUAAACUAAAUACUAGUUUAUCAUUCGUCAUUUUUAACAGAUGCUUUGCGACGGCCAUGACUAAGUAUGGCCAUUGACUCUGGUCACGUGACCAAGUUAAUAUCAAGCAUCGUUUAUUGCCAUCAAAAUAUUUUAUAUAGAGUGAUGCGGAUGCAGGAUAACAUGUAUUUUGCUAUGGCAAAGCUCCAUUGUAUAAAUUAAAAUCAUAAUGUAUAAUUUUAUCCCUUCGAAGCCACUACUUGUCCAAUUCAUAUUAUAUAUUUUGUAUGACUAACCGAAUUGGUGGUCAUAUUCUCCAAUAUUGCGUAUUUGAAUUGUAUGAGUUUUUAAUUUAAUUUAUUAUUACAAUGUAUUAAUCAAAUACUACUACACAGCCGCCUUUAAAAUACAAAUAAUUAUUUAAAUAUUUUUAAAUCUUGUUGCGUUUAAAGGUAUUUUUAUAUUAGACUACUGUAAUUUUCGUUAACUUUGAAAAAAUAUUGGCAGAAUUCUUAAUGAUGUAUAUAAACAGGUUCCUCUAGUGUGAAUAAGGACAGAUAAAAAAUCGAUAUUUAUAGCAACCAAGAGCAAGAAAGUUUGGCUGUGCGAAGUGAAGUGUCGUAUUUAACACAAUUGGUUUAAAAUCCUAAGAGGUGCUGGUAUAUUUUAAUCUUCAAAAUUUUUCACUCUUAUACUCAGGACCGUAUUCUAGAGCGUCAAUCAAACUUAAAUCUAGUUUCUGUCAAAGCAUUUCUGUUUGACAAAUUUGACAGCGCUCUCGACGACUACUGACUUGAGAUACGAAUUAGAAUAUGGACCUAAAUGUAGUGUAUGUCGCACCUAAUUAUAAUCGUGUAUAGACUGAGUAUUAUUAAUUUGCUUAAACUAUAGGAAAUAGUUUUUUCUCAGUAGAUUUUUGUUUAUAUAUGAGAGGUAUCAAAUACAAAUCGGAAAGAGUUAUUUUUCAAAUGGAAUAUAGCGACAUAUCUCUGGGGAAACAGAAGUAUAUUUUCGCCGUCCUAUCGUGCCACCUACAUAUCUAAUAUAUGCAAAUGUAUUUUCUUAUGAAUUACUUUCCUUGUGAAUAAUAAUGAGAGAUCGGUUAAUCUUUUGCAUUAUGCCCAAAUCCCGUUAGAAAUAUGUUGACUGUAGAUUAAUGUUGUUGAUUUUUCUUUAGAUUUUGUCAUCUGUUUUUACGACUCGUAGCGGUUACGCCUGGUAUAUUAAAGAAAUUCUAGAGAAUUGGGACGUUAACGUUUGGAUACAAUAUAGUCUCUCAUUAUUAAUUAUACCUUUUUUAUCUUGCAAUUAUCAUUUGCUAGUGUUGCUAAAUCUGCCCAAAUGGUAACCAGUGAGAAAAUGAAUUAUUACAAUAACAUAAGAUUCGUUCAGUCUGUUAUAGAUUUAUUAGAUCUUGUGUGAAUACUCUGAGUAGUUAACAAUUACAAAUUAUAGAACAAUGUCUGAGAGUUCGUUUAAUACCUACUUAAUAUUAAGGAAAUUUGUUAAUCUAUCUGUGUCUGUGGGUUCUUCGGGUUAUGUUUUGGCGACAAAGUGCCGCUCAUCGUAGAAAUGAAAAAGAUGUAGUGUUGGUAUGUCGUACUAACUCUACAUCUAAGGCUAGGUACGGAGACAGGUCUAAGCGCAGACUAUCACAUCGGUCAAACAGUUUUUUGACAGUUGUGAGACUUAGUCCGCACUUAGCCUUGUUUGAAUAAGCCAAAUUUUGCCAGGCUCUUUCCUACUAAAAAUAGAUGCUACAACUUUCUAUGAAAAAUUUGGCAGUGUUGUGCCGAAAGUUAUCAUGAUAAGUAGAUAUGGCGUCCCAAAAAUAAACGAACUGUCAAAACAUAAACCGUAGAUCCCUUCUCACACUGUUGUUUCUGAUAUGUAAAUAUUCAUUUUAAGGUCUAAAUUAAAUGCCCUUGUGAAAUAUGUGUGAAAAUAAAUACUUGUAAUAUAUUUA